AUGGAGUGGGGUAAUUCAUCCACGUAUGAUGACUUUGUUCUACUGGGCUUAUUCAAAAACACCCAUUUUCCCUGGCUCUUAUUUGUCCUUAUCUUCGUGGUCUAUAUCAUCUCUAUAGCCAGCAACACCAUCAUGAUCAUUCUCAUUCACAUAGACUCCAACCUUCACACACCUAUGUACUUCCUGCUCAGUCAUCUCUCCCUCAUGGAUAUUCUCUACAUUUCCACCAUUGUACCUAAGAUGCUGAUUGACCAGAUAGUGGGAACGAGGACUAUUUCUUUUGCAGGGUGUACUGCACAGCACUUCCUCUACUUGACUUUGGCAGGAGCUGAGUUCUUCCUCCUAGGACUCAUGUCUUAUGACCGCUAUGUUGCCAUCUGCAACCCAUUGCGCUAUCCUGUUCUCAUGAGCCGUAAGGUCUGCAUAUUGAUUGUGAUGGCAGCCUGGCUAGGAGGGUCCAUAGAUGGCUUCCUUCUCACUCCUGUUACCAUGCAGUUCCCGUUCUGUGCCUCCCGGGAAAUCAACCACUUCUUCUGUGAAGUUCCUGCUCUUCUGAAGCUCUCUUGCACAGACACGUCAACUUAUGAAACAGCUAUGUAUGUCUGCUGUAUCUUGAUGCUUCUCAUCCCAUUCUCGGUCAUCUCAGCCUCUUACACAAGAAUUCUGAUCACUGUCUACAGAAUGAGUGAGGCAGAAGGGAAGCGAAAGGCAGUGGCCACAUGCUCUUCACACAUGGUGGUUGUUAGUCUCUUUUAUGGGGCUGCUAUGUAUACCUAUGUGUUACCACACUCUUACCAUACCCCUGAGCAAGACAAAGCUGUGUCUGCCUUCUACACUAUCCUGACUCCCUUGCUCAACCCUCUCAUAUACAGUCUCAGGAACAAGGAUGUUGCAGGGGCUCUAAAGAAGGCUCUACAAAAGUGUUUGUCCUCUAAAAGAAUAGCUAGUUUCUAA
Sorex araneus (European shrew) is the source of this 954-nucleotide messenger RNA. RefSeq names its product olfactory receptor 2T27. The transcript has a single exon. Gene Ontology annotation, molecular function: olfactory receptor activity; G protein-coupled receptor activity. Lineage: Eukaryota; Metazoa; Chordata; Mammalia; Eulipotyphla; Soricidae. Gene Ontology annotation, cellular component: membrane. The record is from RefSeq and is a predicted model, not a curated record. Gene Ontology annotation, biological process: G protein-coupled receptor signaling pathway. Bases 1 to 954 code for a protein of 317 amino acids.